This is a messenger RNA of Temnothorax curvispinosus, 873 nucleotides long. RefSeq names its product 60S ribosomal protein L7 (gene RpL7). The record is from RefSeq and is a predicted model, not a curated record. The transcript is spliced from 6 exons. Gene Ontology annotation, biological process: maturation of LSU-rRNA from tricistronic rRNA transcript (SSU-rRNA, 5.8S rRNA, LSU-rRNA). Gene Ontology annotation, cellular component: cytosolic large ribosomal subunit. The coding region runs from base 70 to 834 and encodes 254 amino acids. NCBI's taxonomy places the organism in Eukaryota, Metazoa, Arthropoda, Insecta, Hymenoptera, Formicidae. Gene Ontology annotation, molecular function: RNA binding; structural constituent of ribosome.
UCUCUGGCCGCAAGGUGCCGCGAGGCAAGGAGAGGUUAAGUGUUAAGUGGUCCUUUAUCGCGUGUAAGAAUGGCUGACGCGAAGAAAGAAGUUGCUGUUCCUCCUCCGACCAAGAAACUCCCGGCGGUGCCGGAGUCGGUGUUGAAGAGAAGAAAACGCCGAGAGGCAGUUAAAGCUGCGCGCGUACAAAUAUCCAUUAAGCAACGCGCAGAUCGCUACAAGAAGAGGAAGCAGAUCUUCAAAAGAGCUGAAGAAUAUGUGAAGGAAUACAGGAGGAAGGAGAGGGAUGAAAUCCGGUUGAUGAGACAAGCUAAGAACCGUGGAAAUUAUUACAUUCCCGGCGAAGCGCGUCUUGCAUUUGUUAUCCGUAUUCGAGGUGUGAACCAAGUGGCUCCCAAGGUACGAAAGGUGUUACAGCUGUUCCGCCUGAAACAGAUCAACAAUGGUGUUUUCGUGAAAUUAAACAAAGCUACGAUCAACAUGUUGCGCAUCGUCGAACCGUACAUCACGUGGGGAUACCCGAAUCUGAAGUCGGUGCGGGAAUUGAUCUACAAACGUGGCUUUGCCAAGAUAAACAAGCAGCGCGUACCGAUCACCAGCAACUCCAUCAUCGAGAAGAAGCUUGGUCGAUCUAAUAUCAUCUGUACCGAAGACCUGAUCCACGAGAUAUUCACCGUCGGUCCGAAGUUCAAGUUCGCCAGCAACUUCCUAUGGCCCUUCAAGCUUAAUACGCCAAACGGUGGGUGGCGUAAGAAGACCAACCAUUACGUGGAAGGCGGCGACUUCGGCAACCGAGAGGAUAAAGUCAACGAGCUCCUCAGAAGGAUGAUUUAAGUUUAUAGAAAUCUUCGUAAAUAAAAUCCUCUAACUAAA